UAGGAGUCGAGCGCAGAGGGGACUCGAUUAACAGGGAAAAUGAAUGUCUUAAUACGUGUUUUCAGAUAUCUUGCAAAGAUUCAGACAACACACAGACUUGUUUCUUUCUUCGUGUAAAUGACAGCGCUUCAAGAUUAAUUCACCAGAGCCCUAGUCAUGGCGAGUGAGACCCAGAGUCCUGCGCUGCUGCAAGAGCCUUCAGUGUUUAUUCUGGAGAAUGGGGAGACGUACAGAAACCAAACAGAAGUGAAGAUGAGCCAGAUAGUUCUUCCCUGCCAUGCAAACCACUGUGGAGAACUGAGCGCUGGGCAACUGCUCAAGUGGAUGGACUCCACCGCCUGCCUGUCUGCUGAGAGACAUGCUGGCUGCUCCUGUAUCACAGCCUCAGUGGAUGACAUUCACUUUGAAACCACCAUAGGGAUUGGACAGGUUGUGAACAUUACAGCCAAAGUCAACAGAGCCUUUACAUCCAGCAUGGAGGUUGGGAUUUCAGUGAGUUGUGAGGAUCUCUUCAGUGACAGACAGUGGAAAGUCUGCCAUGCUUUCGCCACCUUCGUUGCCCGUCGUACAGAAGCAGGAAAAGUACAGCUGAAGCAGGUGAUUCCACACACGCAGGCAGAGCAGAUGGAGUACAGCCUCGCCGCCGAGCGCAGGAGGAUGAGACUAAUCCAUGCAGAGAUAAUUAACGAUCUUCUCAGCAGCUGCUGCUCUCAGACAGUGAGUGAGUGUCUGGAUUACCAGGAUGCUGUGUCUGCAGAGAGGACUCGAGUAGAAAGCGUCGAGCUGGUGCUCCCACCUCAUGCCAAUCACCAGGUCAGCACCUUCGGUGGACAAAUCAUGGCCUGGAUGGAGAAUGUAGCCACCAUAUCUGCCAGUCGUUUGUGUAAUGCUCACCCAACUCUGCAGAGCAUCGACAUGUUCCACUUUCGUGGCCCCUCCCACAUUGGAGACCGACUGGUGCUUAAGGCAAUCGUAAACAAUGCUUUCAAGAAAAGUAUGGAGGUGGGAGUGUGUGCGGAGGCCUAUCAGGGUGGAGAGCCUCUGCGACACAUCAACACCGCCUUCAUGACCUUUGAGGUCUUGGACAAUGACAGGAAGCCAUGCACAUUGCCAAGGAUUCGACCUGAGCCUGUGGACGGCAAGAGGCGCUUUCAAGAAGCCAUAGCCAGAAAAAAAAUCCGCCUUGACAGGAAAUACAUAAUAUCCUGCAACCAAAGUGAGGUUCCUCUGUCGGUUCCUUGGGACCCAAGUAACCAGAUGUAUCUCAGUUACAAUAAUGUUUCGGCACUUAAGAUGUUGGCUGCCCAAACUAACUGGGUCUUGACCUCUGAGAAAAAUAAGGUGAGUUUAUACACUCUGGAGGAGAACCAGAUGCUGUGCUUUAAGGUGGAGACCCAUGUGGCCGUUGCAGCUGAGCAGGUGUUUCUCCUACUGUCUGAUCUAAGGCGAAGGAAGGCGUGGGACCACCACUACCAAGAGUGUGAAGUAAUAACGGACUCAAACGAAGAUGACACCAUCUACCGUGUUUUUACCCCUUCUGUGACGAAAGGAGGCAAAGGCCAAGACUUCAUUCUCCUGGCCUCCAGGAGGCGCCCUUGUGAUUCUGGAGACCCUUAUUUGAUUGCCUUGCGUUCUGUUACCCUGCCGGCGUAUCCUCCCACUGAAGACUACAACAGAGGAGAGGUACUCUGUGCUGGCUUCAGUAUAUGGGAAGAGGAAAACUCUUUCACUAAGAUUUCAUACUACAACCAGGCCACUCCUGGCGUGCUGCCCUACAUCUCCACUGACAUCGCUGGGCUUUCCUCCAGCUUCUACCGCACCUUUGCCUCAUGUAGCGCUUUCCUGGAGGAGAAUAAAGACAGCCUGGCCUCUCUGCCCACCUCCAUGCUGUGAGAAAUCUCAGAGAGAAGCUGAGGUCAACAUUCAGUGCUCUUCAGAAAUUCAUUUAGGGGCUUUCACACCUGGCACGUUUGCUCCUUAAGCUUGGUUGGUUUAGCUGUAUGUGAACAGGCCAAUUGCUCUCAUAUCUAAACAAUUGUUCUGAGAUCCGUUUGAAAACAAAUUAUAGAACAGAGACCCACUCACUUAGUGAAAAAUAGUAGUGUUUGAUUUUCUAAUACCUCUCAGAAAAAAAUGGUGGGAUAAUAAAUGACCAAUGAAAUGAGAGUUAAUGUUAUAAAUUGUGGCCUUUUUAGAAAUAUUGCCAUUAGAAAGUGAACCGAACCAACAAGAAAUUGCACUUCAGAGCAAAGCAGACCAUUUACUUAAAAAUGCACUAAAAAUACAUUGUUAGGGUCAAAAAUUUCAUUGUAGAUCUGAUACACAUUUGAAUUGAAUAUAAAAGAUCAUGAAUCUGUAGGUGCGUAAAACUCUUUUUCUGUAUAAAUUUUGAAAAAGGCAUUACUGUCAUUAGCUGGAGAGUUGAUUUUAUAAUGUAGUCAUGGUUAAUACUAUUAUUUUAAAAAUGUUUCUUUAGAUAAUUCACCUUUAUAAGCUAGAAUUCAGGGUCACGUGCAAUAAUGUAAAACUGAAAGACUACUGUAUGCUAGUUUAUAGCACUGCUGUCAUUCUCACUGACUUUGGUACACAAAAAACAACUAAUAAACUUUAAAUAAGUGGCAA
Messenger RNA from Danio aesculapii, 2622 nucleotides. It is a transcript of the gene acot11b, whose product is annotated as acyl-CoA thioesterase 11b. Gene Ontology annotation, cellular component: extracellular exosome. The record is from RefSeq and is a predicted model, not a curated record. NCBI's taxonomy places the organism in Eukaryota, Metazoa, Chordata, Actinopteri, Cypriniformes, Danionidae. The transcript is spliced from 16 exons. Bases 157 to 1893 code for a protein of 578 amino acids. Gene Ontology annotation, molecular function: thiolester hydrolase activity; lipid binding.